CAGGAGGAAGCAGUAACACCCAGCAGCUCAGGCAGAGAGAGAGAGAGAGCGCGGACUGUUCACCCGAAGAGACCGAACAUCCUGGUCAGAAAAGAUGGACAGCAGGUGUGACUGCUCGAACAGCGGCGACAGGCUUUUGAAUCCUAUCCUCUACAACAUCUUGAGCCAAAUGGAUAAAGGCGGCCCGAGCCAAGACACCUUCCACCACAGCUCGGCUCCUCACAGGUGCAACUGCGAGGUGCGAAGGACAGUGUGCUUGGUCAGACCCUCGGAGGUUUGCAAGGAGGCCUCCGCGGUCCUGGUCAAAACUGUGCACUUCAUGAGAAACUUACCGGCCUUCAAGCAGCUGCCGCCGGGUGACCAGUACGCCCUUCUCAAAAGCUCCUGGGCACCGCUCUUCAUUCUGGGUCUGGCCCAGGAGCAUGUGGACUUCGACGUGACGGACGUGCCGGCCGACAGCAUGCUGAAAAAGAUCCUCCUGAACCGCCAGGAGAGCCCGGAGACGGAGAGGGAGCAGCCCACCAUGGCGGGCGUCAGCAAGCUGCGGUGUUGUCUGAAAAAGUUUUGGACCUUGGAUUUGAGCCCGAAGGAGUACGCAUAUCUGAAAGGGACCACGAUAUUUAAUCCAGAUGUGCCAGAGUUACAGGCAGGCCUGUUUGUGGAGGGGCUGCAGCAGGAAGCUCAGCACGCCCUGAGCGAGGUGGUCCAGCUCCUACAUCCGGGCCAGCAGGAGCGCUUCGCUCGGAUCCUCCUCACAGCCUCCAUGCUGCAGGGCAUCACACCCAGCCUCAUCACCGAGCUCUUCUUCCGGCCUGUGAUUGGCCAGGCCAACCUGCUGGAGCUGCUGGCCGACAUGCUCUUCUGCAGAAAUCCGUAGCGGUCCUUCAAUCUUCAAAGUUUUCAUCUGUUUGUUUUUUUUUUUAUUAUUACAGCCCUUCAAUGCUGCAACCCCAAACCCCCCAAAAAAAUCGGCAAGAGAAACUGUUAUUUUUCUACACAGGAUUAGGAUUUGCUUCCAUUUUUCAAGAAGCUGAGGUCACUUUAGUCCAGACUAAGCAGAAAUCCUCCACUAAAAAGAAAGCGUUGUCUUUCCACAGUAUACUUGACCUUUUCUGUUGCCUCGUUGUUGUAUAUAAAUGUUGUUUGCUUCAAAUGAAGACUUGAAAUAAAUAUAUUUUUUUACAUGAA
Molecule: messenger RNA, 1188 nt
Organism: Xiphophorus maculatus (southern platyfish)
Lineage: Eukaryota; Metazoa; Chordata; Actinopteri; Cyprinodontiformes; Poeciliidae
Gene: nr0b2a
Product: nuclear receptor subfamily 0 group B member 2
Exons: 2
Coding region: 95-877 (260 amino acids)
Biological process (GO): circadian rhythm; negative regulation of transcription by RNA polymerase II
Cellular component (GO): nucleus; cytoplasm
Molecular function (GO): transcription corepressor activity; transcription factor binding
Source: RefSeq, a predicted model, not a curated record